AUGGCUAAGAAACAACGCAAAUACAAUGAAAUAACUCCAAGGCUCAAGGCGUCGUUUGCAGGAUUGGAGUUCCUUUACUUGCUCACUGGUGCGGUGCUGAUCGUAUUUGGUAUCCGCUGGUUAAUAACAGCCGACGAUAGUAUUCGAAGCUUCGUUGUCACAGAAAGUCUUCUUCUCGGUGGUAUAAUUGUCGGUGGAUUUGUUGUAUUAUCAUUCCUUCUCACUAUCCCGCCAUUCUUGAGUCCGUUGCGGCGAAAGAAAUGGCUUUAUGUACACGCUGUUAUGAUAGUGCUUACUAUAAUAGCGAUACUGACCCUUGGUGCUCGCAUCUGGUUUACAACUCUCCAAGAACGCAAGAUGCUUGGUAACAAAUGGGCCGCUUUGAAUGAUGAGGGAAGAGCUGAGUUUGAAGACAAGCUACAAUGCUGUGGGUGGUUAAAUGUAACACAGAACACAGCCCCGUCAAACUUUUGCACAGAAGAUGUGCUAAAAGACCCAAACACAGCCCCAUGUGUCAACAGUCUUACCUCGGCUUCUGAUCAUAUACUUCGGGAACUAUUCACAAGUCUUUUUGGAUUCAUCGGGGCCGGUAUAUUUGCUUUCUUUGCAACCGUCAUCUUCAUUCAAGCCAUCAACGUCGAGCAACGAUACGAAAAAAUCGACGAGAAGAAUGACCGAGCAGUAGGAAUACGCGAUCGUGUGUUUUGGAAAGAGGAGGGUAUUGAAGUGAGAGUGCGAUUAACAGGAAUUACCCUCACCAAAAAUCUCCUAAUUGAAAGUGCGCUAUUACCGAAUAAGGCAAUACAUAAUUAA
Messenger RNA from Paraglomus brasilianum, 813 nucleotides. The record is from the annotation of a GenBank genome assembly. Lineage: Eukaryota; Fungi; Glomeromycota; Glomeromycetes; Paraglomerales; Paraglomeraceae.